Candidula unifasciata is the source of this 1650-nucleotide messenger RNA. NCBI's taxonomy places the organism in Eukaryota, Metazoa, Mollusca, Gastropoda, Stylommatophora, Geomitridae. The record is from the annotation of a GenBank genome assembly.
AUGGACCCGGCCUUAACUCCAGACAUGGUGGCCGACAUUCUGACUCGGCGUUUCAUGGAAGCAACUCCACACAGUCGGUCCUGGUACCGGAGCAACGCCAUCAGAAGCCUCACUGGCGCCAAGAAGCAUAUUUCCCAGACUGCUUUUGACUUGGAAGACAUGAAACGGUUAUCUGUGUGUGACUUGGAGGAGGGACACCCAACGCUCAGAGCCUCCAAGAGUGAAACAGAUCCGAGCCAUGGCGGGAAGCUUGCUGUUGUGGAAUUUACAAGUGCUGCAGUGGCCGUGUUGGAGAAUCAGGGGACAGUUCGGCUUGGCAUCAAGAGAACGGGUCGACUUAAUAUACCAGUCGCUGUCAAAGCAACAACAAUCAAUGGAACCGCCACGUCUGUUAAUGACUAUAAGCCCUUUGAUGAUCAUAUACAAAUUGAAAUCAUUGACGAUAACAUCUGGGAGCCGGACGAAUUCUUCUUUGUGAAGUUGAAAGUGGUGUCUAACACAGAGGCAUGUGUCCUUGGCUCAAUCAGCAUCUGCGAGGUCACAAUUAUUAAUGACGAUGAGCCUGGCGUGCUGGAGUUUUGUAAACCUAGCUUCUUGACCAAAGAAACCGAUGACACAAUGAUGAUUCCUGUUGUCCGCAAGAAUGGAGCCGAUGGCCGUGUGACAGUCAAGUGGGUCACCAAGGACAUUACUGCGGUUGAAGGGCGGGACUACCUGGGCAAAGGAGGCGUGCUUACUUUUGAUGACCAGGAGAUCAAUAAAAACAUCGUUGUUCGUUGCAUCCCAAGCCAUAAAGCAGAGCGUGAUGACAGUUUCCAGGUUGAGCUAAAAGACCCUACUGGCGGUGCUAUCCUUGGGAAAAUCCACAAAACUAUUGUUACAAUUGUUACUGACGAAGAAUUCAGCGGACUCGUCAGUCGCAUUGUCAACAUGUCGAAGGCCACCCAGGAAGCGCUGGAGCUACCGUCAACCACUUUCUCCCAGCAGUUUGUGGAAGCCAUGAAUGUUAACGGAGGAGACUUAGAGAAUGCAACGUUCAUGUCUUAUGUACUUCAUUUCCUGUCUUUUUUCUGGAAGUUUUCUUUCGCCUUUAUCCCACCAACCCACAUCUGUGGCGGCUGGGUGACCUUCAUCGUUUCUCUGUCCGUCAUUGGGCUCCUGACCGCUGUCAUCGGAGACCUUGCCAGCAUCUUCGGAUGCCUCAUUGGCCUAGAGGACUCCAUCACCGCCAUCACCCUGGUUGCCAUGGGCACCAGCAUGCCUGAUACGUUUGCCAGCAAGACGGCGGCCAUUAUGGAGAAGACUGCAGACAGUUCCAUCGGGAAUGUCAACGGAAGUAAUUCGGUGAACGUGUUCUUGGGCCUUGGGUUGCCAUGGAUGCUUGCCUCAGUUUAUCAUUAUCUGCAGGGUGGCGUUUUCAGAGUGAAAGCAGGAACUCUGGGCUUCAGUGUGAUGAUAUAUUCUAUCGUUGCUGUAAUUGCCAUCAUCAUACUUAUAUGCCGACGAACGUCUUCUGCCGUCGGAGCUGAGCUAGGAGGGCCUAAAUGUAUCAAAAUUGUAUGCAGCAUAGUCUUUCUCCUGCUCUGGGUUGUAUAUAUUCUUUUGUCUGCUUUGCAAGUUAAAGGAUACAUAAAAACGGGCCUUUUCUGA